Peronospora matthiolae is the source of this 441-nucleotide messenger RNA. The record is from the annotation of a GenBank genome assembly. Lineage: Eukaryota; Oomycota; Peronosporomycetes; Peronosporales; Peronosporaceae.
AUGGAGCUCCGGUUUGCAUCAACCGACUUGACGGAGGAUCCAUCAUUAGGUGUUCGUCACCAGAUUUUACCUUUGGGUGUGAAGCGUCCAGAUGCGCUGCAGACUUCGACCAAGUCCGCCGUCUUCUUCGAGAAACACCACACGGAGAUCAAGAAAUCUACCACGGCUUUGCUUGUGCCUAAAGUGGCUGAGGCCAUGCUUGAUGACGAAAACACUACACUCCUUAGUCUUGUCCUCGACUGUAUCGUCGACGCGAAAGUCAAGGUCGGUGGCAGGCGCAAGAUUAUCCAAAAUGUCCGGAAUCCCGACCACUUCACAAAGAGAGCGGUCGAGUGUCCUCUUGGCCUCAACAUCGAGCUUGCGCUGACGAUGGUGGACGAUGGGUCAUACAUUAAUGAGGUCGCUCAGCCGCAUGCGAUCGACCGAGUGGUGUGUGUGUGA